GAUGUGGAGAUUUGCAGUAAUUUAUGUUUGGGGUUUACAAUUAGGUCGUUAUCCUGGAAUUUUUAAUAAUAGUGCGUGGACUUGUGAUUCUUUAAAUUUGCCAAAUGAAAUUGAAGAAACAUUUCCUGUUGUUCACAAAAUAUUUAUUUAUUUUAAACCAAAUCAAACAGAAAAUAAUACAAAAUAUCAGAUAAAUUAUGAUUUAAAUGAAAUGAUUAAAUCAAAAGAAAAAUGUUUAAGAACUCCCCCACCUCCACAAAUACAUGAAUUAUUUAAAAAUUAUAGAAAUCAAGUUAGAGAAUUAUUUACAUUUUCAAAUAAAGUUAGAACAAUUGUUGACAAAUAUAUUAACGAAAUAUUUAGAAAUGAUUCUUCCCAUAAAUUAUGUGUCCACACAAGAUUGGGUGACUUUGGCACAAUUAAAUGGCCUAAACAUCAUCCAUCAAGAAAGGAUUUUACAGAAGAAUCUACAAAAUUUGUUUUUAAUGAAAUAAAGCAAAUAAAUAAAAAUAAAGAAAUUUCUUUAAUUUUACUUGGAGCAGACAAGAAAUUUCUGUCAGAUUUAAAUUUUGAUGGAAUUAAUCCAAAAAGAGUGUUUAUACCCAAAAAUAUGCCUCGAGGACAAGAUAUUUAUUUUUCUACAAAAAUCUGUAAUUCUUUAAUAAUUACUGCAUCAGUCUCCACUUUUGGAUGGUGGAUUGGUUAUUUAUUAAAUGAUAUUAAAUCUCAAAUUUAUUUUUAUGAUGAUUUUGAUGAUAAUACAAUUUUUCAAAGAAAAGAUUUUCCUUCUGAAUGGAUUCCUCUUAAAUUUAAUUUAAAAACUAAACAAAUUAUUAAAGAAGGACAUUAA
Meloidogyne enterolobii is the source of this 850-nucleotide messenger RNA. Lineage: Eukaryota; Metazoa; Nematoda; Chromadorea; Rhabditida; Meloidogynidae. The record is from the annotation of a GenBank genome assembly.